UCGGUUUUUGAAUUUAAAACAAAAUACAACAAUAAACACGAAUGACAACUGGUGACAAAAUACACAAAUAAUUUUGGAUUUAUUGAAUUGUGAAAAAAUUAAGAACUGAAAAAAAAACCGGAAAUGUUGUGCCCAGAAGGCUCUCAGCCUGAAAAUGAUACGUUAUCCAAAAGCAAUGAUAUCUGCCAAAAGAAACCAAACAAAGUUCCUGCUGAAGGAACAGACAGCUUGGAACUAACUUCCUAUAAAAAUCCUAAGACAUGGAAGAAAUCGAUUUCUAAUUUCUUCAGAAAUCAACUACGUUCAACUAAAUCCAAUGAGGGUGAUCGGCCUUCAGGCAGUAAAGAUAAUUUUGAGGAAAAAGAGAUCACUCCUGACCAAAAGUGGCAAUCUUUGGGGAAAGUAUUUCGUCGUCAAAGCUUUGCCGAAACGUGGAACAAGUCUCCUAAAUCGCCAGGAGAAAAUUCAUCUCACAGUAAAAGGCUAGCGGUAAAAAAGGUCAUUUCAUCUUACUUUGGCAAAAGUCAAAAAGUUACGUCGGCGGAUGGUGAAAAAUAAACAUGUACACAAAUAAAAAUGUUAUACAGAU
This is a messenger RNA of Bombyx mori (domestic silkworm), 589 nucleotides long. RefSeq lists its product as uncharacterized. The transcript has 2 exons. The record is from RefSeq and is a predicted model, not a curated record. Bases 124 to 558 code for a protein of 144 amino acids. NCBI's taxonomy places the organism in Eukaryota, Metazoa, Arthropoda, Insecta, Lepidoptera, Bombycidae.